AGAGUGUUCGGUAUCAUGUCCGAUGAGCAAUUUUUUCGUGAAAUAAGAGCAACCAUCAUCGACGACACUCGCAAAAUGUUGGAGAAUGCAGGUGGAUCGAAAGACAGGAAAGGAUCAGCAAAAGAAAACAACAAACCGAAGAAUGAUAAGCGAGCUGUACGUCAGCUUAUUGAAGAGCUUGUAAGUCAGAAGAAAGCGAAAGAAAUCGGCCAGCGUUCUUCUUCACCGGGCCUGCUGCCGCCGGGAGAGCGGAAGAGCAAGGAAAAGAUACCCAAGGAAAGAGGUAAACAGCAGGAAGGCAAAUCAAAAGCAAAGGAAACUAUGCAAAACGAUUCGCAAAAGAUUGAUGUGGAGUUAGUGACUUUCCAAAUGGAGCCCAAAAUCGAGAAAGUAGUCACAAAGCAAGAGACCCACAGUAGAUCGGACUCGGAAGACGAUGAGCCACCGUUGGGCCUACCAGAGAGAAGAAGUCAAGAUAAGAAAGUUAAGGAAAAAAAGGACAAAAAGGAACUCAAAUCCAAAUCGAAGGAUGGUCCUGUGCACCGCGAAUUGCUGAAAGGCAAUAAUGCUAAGUCAAAACCCAAGAACGAGGAUGUAACCAACCUAAAGUUUUCGCUGUUGACGAAAAAGAUCGACGAGAUUGUGGAACAGAUCGAUGGCAUAAAGCGAGAGUUUGGCGAUAAAAAUGGGAAUUUACCGAGGGCAGAUACAGCUGGUGGUGGCAUUACGAAUAAUGCACCUGAAAAGAAGGAAAAAAAGGUGAAGCCAACAGCAAGAUCAGCCUCAGAAUCGAGAGGUGGCAAGAAGGAAUCGAAACGGAAGGAUAAACAACUUGCAGUUCCGCCUGCAAGAAAGGAUAGCGCCCAAGCGGUGGAUGAAUCGCUGGAAAGCGAUGAGUCGCUACCACCGGAGCAUCGACUGCUCGUCCAGCUAUUUAUGCUAAGUUCCAACCAGCGGAGAAAAUUUAUUGAAAAGCAGGGCAUAGAGCUUGGCCUGCUCAAUGCACACCCAUACAAGAAGCACGUUGUGCUGGUGAACAAAAGCAUUAUGCCAGUCGCAGAGAGUUUGGCUGCAGAUGCGAGACGGUAUCUUGCUGAGCAGAAUGGUACUGUUGCACCGACGGUGCUGGUAGCAACGUCAUCUAAGCACCGUGCGGAUCAAUCGACACAACCAGCGACAUCGGCUAGUAAACCGAAACGUAGUGAUAAGGGAUCUUACGAGGAUCAGGUGAACUUCCUGCUGAACGAACGCGUAAAGCGCUCGAAGGAUGAAUCCGACUUGGUGCUGGGUGACAUACGGAACAAAGCGAACGAAAUUGUACAGGAACGAUUGGAGUCGUUUGUUGGACGUUUGGUAGAUCAAAAAGUCGGCUACAUGAUGGAGGGCAUGCUGCGGGUUAAUGCACGCAACAAUAUGCAAUCGUUUGUGGACGAUCCUUCGCGCACGGGAAACAUUUACAUAAACUCCAUCCUUCUGCGACGUUGCGCCAUGGAUGGUGAUUUGGUACGCGUGUUUGUUUUCGAUCAAGCCCCGGAAUCGGAUGAUAAAUCGGGUGAGGAGAGUACGGAGGGCGAGGAGGAAGAAAAAGCCGUACAAAAUAAUGCCGGAUUUGUGGUGUGCAUCUUGGAGAAGCGGCACAACCGUCAGUGCGUUGGCAAAUUUCUGCCAGCAUCUCAGGGCAAGAAACACUAUCGGAUGUUCGCUCCAAGGGAUAUGCGUAUACCGCCUGUGCGUGUUUUCAAGCAAGAUUGGCCAAACGCUUUGUUGGAGAUCAAGCAAACGAAGCUGAAGGAUGACGUCGAUGAUGACCACAACGUUGACGACGAACGAGAUGACAAAGAGUCACCAAAAGGUGCAGCAGAUAUUACGGAAGUGCUGUACCAAGCCGAAAUUAUCGAGUGGCAUGACGAAGUACCGAUCGGUACGAUAUUGAAAUCGAUCGGUAAAUGUGGUUUGCUAGAGGUGGAAAACGAAUCCAUCCUGGUCGAACACAAUCUGGAUGUGACGCCAUACGGGGAAGACAUAUUGGCCCAACUUCCGGCCGUACCGUACAACAUUCCGGCGGAGGAAUUAGCCCGUCGCGUAGAUCUUCGCGGCGAGUGUAUUUUCACGAUCGAUCCGGCAACGGCACGGGACCUGGAUGAUGCGCUAAGCUGCAAGCAGCUACCGAAUGGGAAUUAUCAGAUCGGUGUACACAUAUCCGACGUUACGUACUUCCUGCGUGAAAGUUCACCGUUGGACGAGCUGGUAAAGUUAAGGGCCACCUCCAUUUACAUGGUGGACACGGUGUACCACAUGCUACCGAAGCAGCUGUGCAACACCUGCUCGCUACUGCCCGGCGAAGAUAAGCUCGCCUUUUCGGUGUUUUGGGAAAUGGAACCGGAUGGGACGGUAUUGAGCACACGCUUCGAACGCAGUGUCAUCAACUCCUGUUCUCAGUUAUCGUACGAACAUGCCCAGCUCAUGCUAGACAAUCCAAACUGUGAGGUGGAUGAAGAUCAGUUUCCGGAAAUUCUGCACGGCUACAGUGCGAAGUCGCUUUGCAAAAUCGUUAACACGCUGCAAUCGAUUGCGAUGAAGCUGCGCCAGCGCCGAAUGGAUGACGGAUGUCUAAAGAUUAAUCAGCCAAAGCUAACGUUCCGGCUUGAUCCAGCCACCGGUCGACCGAUCGAUUACGGUGUGUACAAAAUUCGGACCAGUAACGAAAUGAUUGAAGAUUUUAUGCUGCUAGCAAAUAUGUCCGUUGCGUCGGCGAUACAUAAGGCAUACCCAGACAUAUCGCUGCUUCGCUCGCACAGUGCACCGGCGGCGAACAUGAUGAAGAAUUUGGUCCGUACGCUUUCGCUGCAUGGGCAUGCACUAUCCUACACCAGUUCGAAGGAUAUCCGCGAAUGUAUGGAAACCAUUAUCGCUUCAUCAGUGCAUCCUGAUGCGACCCAGAGCGUGCUGAGCGUGCUACUGGCUAAACCGAUGACUCGGGCCCAAUACUAUUGCUCCUCGUUUGCAUCCACUGCCGAGCAAUUUGCACAUUACGCGCUGGCUAUACCCAUGUACACCCACUUUACUAGCCCGAUUCGGCGCUACGCGGAUUGUCUGGUGCAUCGGGUACUUGCCGCCAUGCUGGGAAUCGAUGUGACACCGAAACGAUCGCCCGAAGAGCUACAGUGUCUGGCGAUGGUUUGCAACGAUAAGAAGUAUAACGCCAAACUGGCUGGUGAGGCAAGUUCGCUGCUUUACUAUCGACACUGGUUGGCAUCGGUCGGGGAGUACGAAACGGAUGCAGCUGUCAUGGGAUAUGCGGCCCAUUUCAUUGAGGUAGUAUUGAUCCAUUCCGGGAUCGUACUGAAAGCUGCAGUAAAGAAAAUUUCUGCAGUUGCAACGGUUGUCUAUAAACCGAUCGAACCGGUUGGUAGUUGUCUGCUUGUUCCGGUAGAUACCUCUAUACCUCCACUUAAGAUAACACUCUUUACCAAGGUUCGUGUCACGGUGAAGGUCGUGAAGGAUGUGAUCACCGUGUGCUCUAUACUGCCCAUUGUUGAGCGUAAAAAGUCUUCGAAGCCCAGUAAAGCUCAAGCCCUCGAGCAAUCAGUCACUGAUUUGAUAGCGGAUAUUAAGUCCGCCGGUAUAUACUAA
This is a messenger RNA of Anopheles maculipalpis, 3633 nucleotides long. RefSeq names its product DIS3-like exonuclease 2 (gene Dis3l2). Gene Ontology annotation, molecular function: RNA binding; 3'-5'-RNA exonuclease activity. The record is from RefSeq and is a predicted model, not a curated record. The transcript has 2 exons. Lineage: Eukaryota; Metazoa; Arthropoda; Insecta; Diptera; Culicidae. Gene Ontology annotation, biological process: miRNA catabolic process; mRNA catabolic process. Gene Ontology annotation, cellular component: exosome (RNase complex); P-body. The coding region runs from base 16 to 3633 and encodes 1205 amino acids.